Lodderomyces jiufengensis is the source of this 693-nucleotide messenger RNA. RefSeq lists its product as uncharacterized. Bases 1 to 693 code for a protein of 230 amino acids. The record is from RefSeq and is a predicted model, not a curated record. Lineage: Eukaryota; Fungi; Ascomycota; Pichiomycetes; Serinales; Debaryomycetaceae. The transcript has a single exon.
AUGUCAAAUUUUAAAGAUAAUAUGAGAUCAAUAUUUGGUAUUAAAAAGAAAGCAGAAACAAAACAAAACAAUGCCGCUGAUGCUAAUAACAAAGUUAUAAUAGAAUCAAUCGAUCAAAUUGAAAUAACUAAAACAAACACAUUGAAAGAAUUACAAUUAACAAAACCCAUCCCUACUACACCAAUAAAAGUAACUGAUUCUGCUCCAAAUGGUUUCAAAAAUCCAAUGAAAACAUUAACUCCAAGUGAAUCAUUUUCAAAAAGUAUAUUAUUAAUGAAAGAUAAUCAAAAUAAAAAUGUUUUAAAUAAUAGUUCUAAUAAAACUGAAGAAUCAAAUUCAAUUUUGAACUCAGAAAAUUUACCAUUCCAAUUAUCUGACAAUUUAAAAACAAAUAAAUAUGAAUAUUAUUCAGCUCAUCCAAUUUAUGAUUACUUAUCAUUCACCGAUUCAACCUUAGUUAAACCAUGUAAAUGGAUAUUAGAAAUUCCAAAAAUUUUUAAAACUUUCGUAAUGAUUUAUUUUAAAGUUUCAGAAACUGAAAAAUAUAUUUUAGAUUUUGCAAAUGAAAUGUUAGAAUUAAUUGAUUAUUUCCAAAUUUUGGGGGUUGAAGAAUCAGAAUCAAACUCAGAUAAAAAAUCAAUUGAUUUUAGAAGUGGUGGGAGGCGAAGCUAUAUUAAUGCAUUUCAAAGAUGA